AUGCAAGGCUACAAAAAUUUCCAAAAUUUUCUAGAUUUUGCUGAGAUCUUUGCGUGCUGAUCUACCACAAGCAUACCUUCACCGCAGUAAAUCGUUCGAGAUACCCGGAGCCCAAUAGGCUUCAAAACCAGUAGAACUCUUUUAUUCCACAACCUCCAAUCGAUUUACCUGGAAAAUAAUUCGAAGGACAACAACAAUUGAACAGCCACGCAAAAAUGGGGGACGUCGCACAGGUGAAGGUCGUCUUCACUACCACUGAGCAGGAUUUGGUACUCCCAGACUCUAAGCAACAAUUGCUCGUGCCUGCAGAUAUUAAACGAUAUGGCCUCUCUCGCAUUCUCAACUCCGAGUCUAUGCUCGACACCUCCUCUCCCAUCCCUCUCGACUUUCUCGCCAAUGGCACAUUUCUCCGAACUUCUAUCGAAGAGUAUCUUGCAACAAACGGUCUUUCAUCUGAAUCUACUUUAACUUUGCAGUAUGUUCGAAGUCUGCUACCCCCGGUUUACGAAGCGAGCUUUGAGCAUGACGACUGGGUCGGUGGUAUAGACCUCCUAUCUGCCACUUCACGAGCAGGCCUUCUGGUUGGUGGUAGUAACAUCCCCGAACGAGUUGCGAGUGCUUCCUACGACGGCCUCGUUAGAGUUUGGAACCCCUCUGGAGACGCAAUCGCAGUGUCUCCUGCUGGUCGAGCUGGUGGUCACACGCAGCGAGCGAAUGCGGUUAAGUGGAUCUCACAGAAGCAGCUGGCUUCAGUUGGCCUGGAUCGCAAGGUUAUUGUCUGGGACUAUAGCGAGUCUGAGGAUGGUUUCUCUGCUGCCCUCAAGUCCAGCAUGGAACUCUGGGGUCACGAGAAGGAAAUCAACAGUCUUGACAUUAACGGAGCCACUAAGCGUAUUCUCACAGCAUCAUCUGACGGUAAAGUUGGUCUUUGGACGUCGUCAAAAAGAACAGCUCCCCAGGCAGAUCCCGAGAGCCUGCCUUCUGCACAUAGCACGAAGCGAGCCAAACUUGCAAGUGCCGCCAACACUGCACAGCGUGGUCCUCUUGCUUUGAUCCCUGUCCAUGAUGAGCCUGUGACUGCUGCCGUCUUUCAUCCCAACGACGCAACGGUCGCCUAUUCGGCAUCGAAAGAUCAUACUGUUCGCACUAUUGACUUAACAACUCAGCGCGAGGUCAGCCGACUCACUACCAUGCACCCACUAUUAUGCGCAACGGCGCUCCCCGGAUCCUCCCUUGUCGCUGCUGGUUCGUCGGCCCGACAUAUUACCCUCCUCGACCCCCGCGAGUCAGCCACUACUACCUCAGCCAUGACACUCCGCGGUCACGUUAAUAUGGUUGUCUCUUUGGCGCCUUCGCCCGAAAACGACCACUCGCUUGUGUCUGGCUCUCACGACAGUACAUGUCGUGUGUGGGAUCUUCGAAGCGUGCGGAUGGGUACAUCGGAAGAGGGUGGCGGAAGCGUAAGUGAGCCAGUGUACACCAUAGGCCGAGAGUGGCUUAAGGGCAAGAAGCUCCCCGUCGCUGGUGAUGGAGCCAAGGUGUUGAGUGUGGCCUGGGAUCAAUCCUGGGGUAUUGUGAGUGGUGGUGAGGAUAAGAAGGUUCAGAUUAACAGAGGCCGUGACCUGUUUGGACCAGGAUCAUAGUAUAAUAUAAAUAGAGACCUACAACCGAUUGUUCCUUUAUACCGAUUUUUUUUUAUUGUGUUCUUGGAUGAUAUGGCUGGGAUAUUCAAGGAUGCAAUUGGCAACAAGUCUGACGAUCACGAAUUACAACCUGAUCAAAAGGUAAUAAGCAGUCUUCAUCAAUUCGUUUCCAAUCCAGUUUGCAGCGAAGCUGCGUUCCGAGUAGCUCCCCAUGCAUGCACUCGAAUCCUAGAAUCGGUUUUAUAGUUCUUCUUCAGACUCUUGACUUGCAUCCACCAAUGCUCGAUACCUGGCACUCACUAGUGACUGGGGAGCAAGGUGGACUAACACCUCAGUUCUAAGCCUCGCCUUGGAAAAAGGUAACCCUUCCGAGAUGAUGGCAUCAAGGAUAUAAGAAACAACAGUGUUUGUCUUAAGAGGAGGAGUACGUAAGAGCGUAGCAACGGCCUCUGGUGUAAGAUCUUGGUUGUCAUACCACAUGUAAUAAGUGCGAAGAGACGACAAUGGUGGAGUCGACUGGCGGCGCGUUGUGCUACGGUAUUGUUGAGCGUGCUUUUCGGCAGCGAGGAUACGGGGAUCCCUUGUAUCAUGGGAAUUGUUCUCUGAUGGGGGCGUAGCCUUUGUCGUGGGCGUUGCGGCCGAUUGCGUAGGCCUGGUUUCUGGUGUUUCAAGUCUCACCUCAACAUCAGCAAUCACCUCAGAUUCCCCCGAUUCUGAAGUCGCAUCACUUUCAUCAACGUCAUCAGCGGUCAAGAACCGAAUAGGAAGAUUCUGCUCCACGAAAGCUGGUCGAGGAGGAGUAGGCUGAAGCUUCAUGCGUUCCUGCUCAAGCACGUAGUACAGCUGGAGACCAACAUACGCAUCUGAUGCGGAAUCU
This is a messenger RNA of Fusarium odoratissimum NRRL 54006, 2520 nucleotides long. Its product is annotated as ribosome biogenesis protein ytm-1. The transcript has 2 exons. Gene Ontology annotation, biological process: ribosome biogenesis. Gene Ontology annotation, cellular component: preribosome, large subunit precursor. Gene Ontology annotation, molecular function: protein binding. The coding region runs from base 216 to 1643 and encodes 475 amino acids. The record is from RefSeq and is a predicted model, not a curated record. NCBI's taxonomy places the organism in Eukaryota, Fungi, Ascomycota, Sordariomycetes, Hypocreales, Nectriaceae.